UCCCGCUGUCUGUUCCAGCUGUACUCCCUCUACUGUACACUCCUCCUCCUCUCCUCUACUGUUACCAGACUGUUGAGCCCAGCCUGUGUGGACUAACUGAAGCAAUGAAUGCAGGCAUCUGUGUAUGUGUACUGCUGGCUGCGUUCUCUGGCAGCAGUUUGGGGCGCCCGUCGCACUCGCAGGAUGAGGACAAGCCUGAGCCCCCCCAGCUCGACAGCGUUAUGUCUCCCCAACACACACGCCACACCCGCUCAGCGCCCUCCAGUGGCCAGCUCACCCCCUUCUCCAAACCGUCAGAGGACGAGGCAGAGGACCCCCGCACCAGUCUGCACGAACUACUGGCAAGAUUGAUAUCCAGGAAAGGAUCCUUCCAGAGGAGCUCGUCCCUGAGCAGCAGAGCCAGCGGUCCGGGUCCCAGCCACAAGAUAAAGGACAGAGACUACCUGGGCUGGAUGGACUUCGGACGCCGCAGUGCAGAGGAGUACGAGGAGUACUCCUCAUAGAAACAGACGCUCCACCACUAAAUCCAUCUCAAUUAUCAGAAUCGGAAAACAAAAAAAUCAUUGUCCCCAAAAGCUAUAUUUAUUAUGAUGUAUUUGAUGUAAAUGUGUUUGUAAAACUGAUAUGAAGCAAUAUAUAUACAGUACGUAUACAGAUUUUU
Messenger RNA from Salvelinus namaycush (lake trout), 661 nucleotides. RefSeq names its product cholecystokinin a (gene ccka). The transcript is spliced from 3 exons. Gene Ontology annotation, cellular component: extracellular region; axon. The record is from RefSeq and is a predicted model, not a curated record. Gene Ontology annotation, biological process: digestion. Gene Ontology annotation, molecular function: neuropeptide hormone activity. The coding region runs from base 105 to 503 and encodes 132 amino acids. NCBI's taxonomy places the organism in Eukaryota, Metazoa, Chordata, Actinopteri, Salmoniformes, Salmonidae.